Ilyonectria robusta is the source of this 724-nucleotide messenger RNA. RefSeq names its product ribosomal protein L22e. Gene Ontology annotation, cellular component: ribosome. The transcript has 3 exons. NCBI's taxonomy places the organism in Eukaryota, Fungi, Ascomycota, Sordariomycetes, Hypocreales, Nectriaceae. The coding region runs from base 245 to 622 and encodes 125 amino acids. Gene Ontology annotation, molecular function: structural constituent of ribosome; RNA binding. Gene Ontology annotation, biological process: cytoplasmic translation. The record is from RefSeq and is a predicted model, not a curated record.
CGGCCAUUUUUGCUACCCCCACGAGAAUUGUGGCCGAAAUCUCGCAGGACGCAUCACCAACCCACCACACCAAGUACUUUUCUUCAUUCCCUUUCAGGCGCAGGAUUAGACCUCUUUGCGAUCUUCACAAUCAACCACACACACAUUCACAAUGGCUCCUCAGACUGUACGUACAUGACCGCUUUGCUGUCGGCCCCCUGCGACAAUGGUCGCAGCGAGGUGCCUUGAAAAUGCAGUAGGCUAAAUGUCAUUUCUACAGAAGAAGGCGGGCGGCAAGGUCCAGAAGCAGACCAAGAAGUUCAUCAUCAACGCUUCGCAGCCCGCGAGCGACAAGAUCUUCGACGUCGCUGCCUUCGAGAAGUUCCUCCAGGACCGCAUCAAGGUCGAGGGCCGCACCAACAACCUUGGCGACAACGUUGUUAUCCAGCAGCAGGGCGAGGGCAAGAUCGAGAUUAUUGCCCACAACGACCUGUCUGGCCGCUACCUCAAGUACCUGACCAAGAAGUUCCUCAAGAAGCAGCAGCUCCGUGACUGGCUCCGUGUUGUCUCUACCUCCCGAGGUGUCUACGAGCUCAAGUUCUUUAACGUCGUCAACGACGAGGCUGAGGAGGACGACGAGUAAAUUGUCGCAUUGCAUCGGAAAGGCGCAGGAAUGGGUUGGUGAAUUGGGACAGGAAAAGUUUAGGACUUGGCCAAUAGAUCCAGCCAUUUGUGUGGCACCACU